GUAUUAUGAAUACAGAUCAAUAUCCUUUUUCAUGCCAUUACAUUUUCUUUACCUACUCAUUUGAUUGUAAACCUAUGUUUAAAAAUGCUUUUGGUUAUAUUAGGAGUUUCAAAGUCAGGGCUCCUUUUUCUGAGAAGAGCUUAUUUUCAGGAAUACUUUCCUUGGAAGAUCAUUCGACAAUAGAGCAAGGACUGGAGGCGUUGGAUUCAUUGUCAGGAAAGAAACAGUUCCAAGGAUAGUCAGCUGUGACAUCAUAUCACUCUUGAUAGCAGUUCUCACACUUCAGACAAAACAGAGAACGAUUAAAAUUAUUCAAGUGUAUGCUCCCAUGCAGCAAGUGGAAGAUGAAGAAAUGGAACCUUUCUACAAAGAGCUGUAGGAGGUAAUGCAGGGAUGUAUGAGGACAAGCUGGACAAAGGUGAUUUUCCUUGAUAAAUAAUUUACAGUAAUUUCAAAAUAACUAUUUGGGUAAAGUCUGAAGCACACUGAUGAUGUGAAAGAGAGUGGAUGCCUCUUCUGAAGACCCUACCGAUUCUCUGGUCUUUUUUCCUACUCCACAUCCCUGUUGACCCAGAGAACUAGGUUGCUGCUUGUAUCACCAGCAUGGAUUACUCCCAAUUUCUCUCAACAGUAAGUGCAGCGAGAAAGGAAAAUCUUAUAAGACUUGUAGGUAGUUUGGCAGAGAAGAAACCCUCAGUAAUCAUGAUCUCUGGAGGCAUGCCAAAUCCUAACCAUUUCCCAUUUAAAACAGCAAGUUUCACUAUUGAAGAUGGAACCACUAUUGAAAUUGGGGAGGCAUUGAUGAAGAGAGCCCUCCAGUAUUCCACCACAGAAGGAAUUCCAGAGUUGUUGUCCUGGCUAAAGGAUUUACAGAUGAGUCUCCACAAUCCUCCCACUGCCAAGUACAGUCCUCAUCAGGGCCAAAUGGAGAUCUGUAUCACCCCUGGCAGCCAGGACGGCUUGUCUAAAGUGUUUGAUAUGCUUAUCAAUCCUGGAGAUAACGUCCUUUUAGAAGAGCCCAGCUACUCCGGGACUCUGUCAGCACUGAAACCACUGGGCUGUAACAUUAUCAAAGUCCCUGCCAACAAGCACGGUAUUAUUCCAGAAGCUUUGAAAGAAAUUCUUUCCAGGUGGAGACCAGAAGACGCAAAAAAGCAGAACAACAAUCUCCCCAAGUUCCUCUACACUGUUCCAAAUGGUAGUAAUCCAGCUGGAACCUCACUGACUGCUGACUGCAAGAAGAAGAUAUACCAGCUUGCAAGAUGUUAUAAUUUCCUUAUAAUAGAAGAUGAUCCAUAUUAUUUUCUUCAGUUUGAAAAGACUAAGGCACCAACAUUUCUGUCAAUGGAUGUUGAUGGUCGAGUGAUCAGAUGUGACACUUUUUCUAAAAUUCUCUCUGCUGGGUUGAGAUUAGGGUUUUUAACAGGCCCCAAACCUCUUAUUGACAGAGUGAUUCUGCAUACGCAGAGUUCAACGAUGCACACCAGCACUUUCUCGCAGAUCCUAAUAUCAGAACUUCUUCACAAAUGGGGGCAGAAGGGUUUGCUGGAGCAUGCAGACAGGGUAACGGCAUUCUACAGGACCCAGAGAGAUGCAAUGCUUGCAGCAGCAGACAAGUGGUUAAAAGGUUUGGCAGAGUGGUACGUCCCUACUGCUGGAAUAUUUUUAUGGAUUAAGAUUAAGGGAAUUUCUGAUACAUACCAGAUGAUCAUGGAAAAUGCUUUCGAGAGAGGGGUGUCUUUGGUUCCUGGACAAUCAUUUAGCUUUGAUAGCUCAGCUCCGACUCCCUAUUUCAGAGCUUCCUAUUCUUUUGCUUCUCCAGACCAGAUGGAUCAGGCUUUCCAGAAGCUGGCUGAGCUUAUAAAAGAAACUGUCUGAAAGGAUCAGAACAAACUGGCAUUUUUAGAAACCUAUGUUCAUUGACAUUUAGAAAUUGUGUGUCUGAUUUCACUGACAAGUCUAAAGGAGUGAUUUUAUUCUUACUUUCUGUAAUUGCACAUAACUUUUAAUUUUAUUCUUACUGGGCAAAUUUGCCAUGAUGCCGUCAAGUACCAUGAUACCUGACAAUAAUUAGCACAGAGACAUAUAGUAGAACAUUACAUUUUCAAAGCACUGUACAAAUAUUAACCAUUUAGUGCUGAUUUCUGUGAAUUGGGGAAGUAACUGUUAUCCCCAUAUUACUGAGGCAUGAAAAUGAGGCACAGAGUUUAAGAGACUUGCUCAAGAACACACAUAGGUCAGUAUUCAAGUUAGAAAUCAAGAGCUCCUGACAGCCACAUCCAUCCCCAGGAUCUGACCACUAGACCAUUGCUUCCUUUCUUCCCAGACACUGUACGUACAAAGAGACGGGUAUAGGCACCUCCUCUAGCCACUCGGGAAAGCCCCCAUACAAUCUCUGUGUAGCAGCUAAGCACUGUGGUGCUGAGGGUCUCAUGCUAAAACUCCAAACCACAGGAGAACUUUACCCUAUGUGAACUAGUGUGUCUUGCAGUGUAGGGUCUCUGACUAGGCUAGUCCCUAAGUAGUUUAAAAUUAAAUCCAGAAGUGAUAAGUCUAUGAAGUGAGAAGUCAUAGCCACAUUUCAGUACACCACAAUGUGUGUUGCUUCAACUGAUUUCAAUAGAGCUAUGCCAGUUUACAUCAGCUGAGGAUCUAACUCACUAUUUCUUGUCCUGAUGAGACAGAAGCAGCUCUGAACAGAAGCACCUUGGCAGGAGUGGGAAGCCCCUCAGGCAACGGAAGGCAUUCUCAGAAGAGAAGGAAAUUAUUAGCCUGCUUGAAAGCUUAGCUUCAGCAAGCAAAUAAACCAGUGGCUCUUUUUUAACUGGAAACAAAUUUUAAGAAUCUUGUGUGAUUGAUGUUUUCUUUGUAAAAAGUGAAAUGCACCAACCUGUUCCAAUGUGACCUCUUAAAAUUCCAGCACACAAUAGAAACUCAAUCACAGCAAAGAGCACUUCCUUCUAUAAACCACAACUCCAAAACAGACAAUGCUAAUGUAUCUAAGGAUUUUAUAUUUGUAUGUUGCUAAUGUAGUAUCCAUCCACAUACAUCCUCCGUAAUCUUUUCUUUGUGUAUCUGAGUGUAAAGUAGAAAUGUAGGGCAUCAUGCAUAAGUGCAUUGUGGUCACUUUGUACUGGCUAAGCCAACAUAAAACGGCCUUUAUUCUCCCCAUCUUGAGAGAAUACCCACUGGCACAGUCUCUCUUUACUAUAGGAAGGCCUGACACUUCCCACUAUAGGACCCUGUUUUCAGUUGCUUGUAACAUUGCCAAACUUUAACUGUUUAGCCUGAAAUUUUCCUUGCCAGGUGCCUGCACAGACAACCUUAGUUCUGGCAUUGCCUAACUCUGAAUGCUUGACUUUGCAACCUUAAUGAUGUGUUUUAAUGUAGGUUGGUUUGUUUUGGGGGGCUUAGGCAGAGGAGUUGUAUGUUUUAGUAUAAUAUAUAAAUAUAUACAUACACAAGAGAGGGAGUGCGAACUGUCUUUUGGCUAGUCUUAAGAAGUGCCUAGUCUUUGUAAGAAUAAAUCAACUGUAAAGUAAUCAUUUAAAUUCUAUUUUUUUAAUUUUCGAAUGUUUUUUGAUUGACCUCUUGAUUGGUAUCAAGCUUAAAUGGCAUUUAAUAUGGAUCUGUAUUGAAGGUUCCAUACUGGCACCAAGAACACCUGUCCAGAAUAGAAUAAUAUAGAAUAGAAUUAGAGAAGCUGCCGCUGUCUGAUAAGACUAGUUUACUGUUAUAUGAUCUCUUAGACCCUGGUGAUUUCCUAUGUUACAUGCAUUUAUUAAAACAUGUACACAUUGUCAUAUCAUUUUAUAAUGUAUUCAUCUUUAAAUUGUAUUCUACUUGAUGAAAUCCAUAUUAAACGUAUACAGAGAGACAUUGUGAA
Chelonia mydas (Green sea turtle) is the source of this 3886-nucleotide messenger RNA. RefSeq names its product kynurenine/alpha-aminoadipate aminotransferase, mitochondrial. Gene Ontology annotation, biological process: biosynthetic process. Gene Ontology annotation, molecular function: pyridoxal phosphate binding; L-kynurenine:2-oxoglutarate transaminase activity. Bases 604 to 1878 code for a protein of 424 amino acids. Lineage: Eukaryota; Metazoa; Chordata; Testudines; Cheloniidae. The record is from RefSeq and is a predicted model, not a curated record. The transcript is spliced from 15 exons.